AUGUGCAAAUAUUUUCAGAUAUGUUUUUUAUUGUUUAUAACGUUUUAUUUGAUAUCGCGAUGGAUAUUGGGUCUGUUGAAGUCGUGCAGCGAUAACGAUGAAUUGUAUGCGGGAAGGGAGGAUUUCUUCGUUUUUAGGAUAUCUUUAUGGAUGUGCACAUGUUCGUUGGCGAUCUCGAUUGGUGCCGUAACGCUAUUGCCGUUCUCGGUGCUGGGCGCCGAAAUAUUGCAUGCAUACCCAGAUAGUUAUUACUUCAAGUGGUUGAAUUGGCAGUUGAUCCAGUCACUAUGGAACUAUGUUUUUGCAUUGAGCAAUCUCUCAUUGUUCAUUCUACUUCCAUUCGCUUAUUUCUUUAUCGAAUCGCAGGGUUUUCGAGGACAACGUAGAGGUAUAAUGACUCGAGUGUACGAAACAGUGGCCGUUUGUAUUAUGAUGAUUGUCGUGUUGAUUUGUUUGGCCGAUGUUGUGCAAUCGUUUCUUUUGUCUCGACAAAAGUCAAUAUCACUGUCUUUGUUGAGUUUCACAUCAGUCGAUUUGCCAUUCAUCUAUUCAUGUGUCUCGUUAAUUGGUGUUAUCACAUUACUCAUCACAACACCAAUCGGAUUCGCACGAAUGUUCACAGUGGUAUCGGAUCAUUUGUUAGCGCAGUCAUCAUCAAAUGCUGCAUCGUCGUCAUUAAGUGACGAAUACGACGAAUAUAUGGUAUUGUCACGUCUCGAAUACAACACUCGACGAUUACGAUUGAAACGAAACGGUUACAUGUCUUACGAUUCACUGCCCACACCGAUCACUCCACCCGAACCGUUCCUACCGAACAAACCACUUCUCGGCUAUCAGAAAGUUCUUCACUCCAUCAAAUAUCUACUCGCUAUCGUCACACUUCUACUCCUUACCGUACGUUCUAUUGCGCUUCAGUCUUUAUUUUUUUAA
Anisakis simplex (herring worm) is the source of this 930-nucleotide messenger RNA. The record is from the annotation of a GenBank genome assembly. Lineage: Eukaryota; Metazoa; Nematoda; Chromadorea; Rhabditida; Anisakidae.